Messenger RNA from Liolophura sinensis, 5252 nucleotides. Its product is annotated as palmitoyltransferase ZDHHC8B-like. Bases 56 to 1915 code for a protein of 619 amino acids. Gene Ontology annotation, molecular function: palmitoyltransferase activity. NCBI's taxonomy places the organism in Eukaryota, Metazoa, Mollusca, Polyplacophora, Chitonida, Chitonidae. Gene Ontology annotation, biological process: protein palmitoylation. The transcript is spliced from 8 exons. The record is from RefSeq and is a predicted model, not a curated record.
GGUCAUGGAAUAAGAGAUAAUUUCUGAAGAUUUGUCCAUCUUGUACAUAUCCAAGAUGGCUGGAUGUGAAUGUUCCACGAAGAUAAUCCCUGCCACGGUGGCAUGGUGUCUUCUGCUGGGAGCCUCAGGCUCGUUUUUCGGAGUUAUAUGCCCUUUCCUUUACACUGUGACGAUUGGCAUCCCUAUUUAUUCAGGAAUAAUUACCAUAUUUGUGGUUGCCAACUUCGCCUUGGCCACCUUCAUGGACCCUGGUAUAUAUCCUAAAGCUCAAGAUGAAGAGCUGAAGGAUGAUGAAGGGCGCGCUCCGCUCUAUAAAAAUGUGGAUAUCAAAGGCAUCACGGUGCGGAUGAAGUGGUGCACCACGUGUCAGUUUUACAGACCACCAAGAUGUUCACACUGCAGUGUCUGUAAUAACUGUAUUGAGACAUUUGACCAUCACUGCCCUUGGGUGAACAACUGUAUAGGACGGAGAAACUAUCGAUAUUUCUUCAUGUUCCUUAUUUCGCUGGCAGUCCACAUGAUCAACAUUUUCGCUCUCUGUCUCCUCUACGUGCUCCAGCAUAAGAAAGAUCUCGCCCAGUACAACUGCAUAGUUGGUAUCAUAAUUAUGUGCCUGAUAGGCCUCUUGCUCAUACCUGUCAUGGGACUGACUGGCUUUCAUAUUGUUCUCGUCGCGCGAGGGCGCACUACAAAUGAACAGGUGACAGGAAAAUUCAAAGGAGGACAUAACCCGUUCACACGUGGCUGCAGUGCUAACUGUCGAUACACGAUAUGUGGACCCCAGUGGCCACGAUUGGUCGCAUUUUUACCAAAAAAAAUGACAGUGAACCGCGAUUCAAAUCGGGUCACUUACAUAGCAGCUAACAAUGAUAGUAAAAUAUAUAUGAAUGACCGCAAUGGCUACAAGAACAACCACAACACACAUCACAAGAACACAUUUAACAUAGAAGAUAUAAACGAUGCACAGAACCACUCUCUUGAUUGUGAAGCCACACCUCCGCCAGCCAAAAGACAGACAGGAUCCUAUACCAAUCUCUUUGACACCACCCAAGCUCAGCCUGUUAAUGCCACACAGAACAGCUACCAGCCAGGCCGCAUGUCCCGCUCUCAGUCAGGGUCUCCUAAUGUGCAUAGACCCACUAAUCUGUACCCAUACAGCAGCUCUGCUGAACAGUUAGGGCGCUCCAAUGACUCAAUCGCACCGAUGGCCUUGCCAGACGAGGAUUCGCCGACUGAGCGCUAUAGCACCAGUUCUCCGUCUCUCGUACCCAAAUCUCCAACCCAGCCUAGUAUCACCCACGAGCUGCGACCAAGGGUGACGGGACGCCAGGCCCAGCGCUCCCAAGCGCAAAGACAGGUUGGUGUUCGCCGCAGUCCCGUGGGUGACAGGCGCUACUACCCCAGCUACCUGGAGCGCGGACUACCCACGUCUGGAUCUCCUAGGGAAGUGUCUCUAACAAGUCGGGACACAAACAGGAUGCAUGACAGCACUGCGCAUCCGCCUUCCCAUCCCACGUCCAAACCUCCGCAGCACCGCACAGAAGGUCACAGUCUGUAUACGCGUGGUAACAUGCGACGCCCCCUGGACUCUGCCUCCCCUUACAGCCCUAACAGUAUGAACGGCAGCCAUGUGCGAACUGUAGGCGGGCGCAGCAUCCCAGGGGGGCGGGGUAACACUUACGUUGUGGAGCAUUCGCGGAAACAACGGGGUACACCGAGAGUUGGCUCACUCGGCCCGCCAGACCCAAAUUACUCUCCUUCUCAGAGACCAAUGUCCUUCGUGCGCGCACUGGAAAUGACUGAAGUGUUAGAGACGAAAGAACAAGAGCAAAGACAAACGCCUGAACCGAGGCGGCAUAACGGUGAACAAAAACAGCGAAGCAUUUAUGACUCUUCGUAUGAGAUCACAGUGUAGCAGAUUGGUGGAUUUACAAAAACUCUCAUCUCGACUGUUUCUUCACAGUAGUGGUUUUAUUUAUUGUAUUUUUUUUUCCAGUCUUUCUCAUCACUUGUGCAUUAUUUUUUUGUUUUUUUUCUUUCAGAAACAAAUUUGUGUUAAAUGUCGUGGGAUGUGUGGCCAAUUCAUGUUUAUCUGUUAACUCUCAACUUCAGUUCAUGGACUUCAUCACAGCUCUGUCACAGCUGUGAUUUACAUCUGCUUCAUGUUCAGGAAUCAGUAUCAUAAAUAAAAGAAAAAACUUCUCGGGAUGUGCCAAUUUUUGUUCAGAUACUUCAGUGUACAUCUGAAUAUAUUACUCUCAUUAGGGGGAUUUGUACCAGUGAGAUUUCAAUCAGUUCUAACAUGUCAUUGCAUCAGUACUUGGAGCGAUGUGGUUGCCUGGACACGUGUUUAUGAUAUCGCUGGAUUUAUUACACAUGCUUGUGGGUUUAACCCGACCUCUGGAUUUGACCUUGACCUGUGGAUUUGACCUCUAUUCUGUGCUGUUGACCAAACGAUAUCAACUUUCAAACUUGGUCAUCAACUAUGAAAGUGGUUGUGGUUUAGUCUUCAUUGACCAUAGCUUGUCAAACCAUAUGUAUUAAAACCACACUUAAUCAUCUUCCCAUCAUGUGUAUAAAUCGCGCCAUUUAACAUGUAUAUAGGUCCACGUUCAUGCCUGGUUAUAAUAUAUAUAUAUAUAUUUUUUUUUCUGCAACAUAAUCACGUCCUCUGUUUCAUAUCAAUGUUACACUUGGCUCACGGGGGAUUGCAUUCAUGUGUGUAUAUAGGAGAGAUUGGUGCAGUCAGUGUUGUAAUGUAUAAGUAUAUAAGGACCUUCCCUGGUAAUAUUUUCUUUGAAGAGCCAUAGGCUUGUGUAUAGAACAUAGAUACAUAUAUAAUACAAAUAUAAAUAUAUAUAUAUAUAUAUACAUGUAUGUGUAUAGUACAUAUGUGUGCACAUGUAUAAUGAAAUGUAAGUAUUCAACUUCUGCUGAACUAUAUGAAGCCUUGUCAAGAGACGGCUGUUUGUAUGAGAUUAUAAUGCAAAUGUUUGUGCCAAGAGUUGACCCGAUCACCACGAUAUCCUUCUUGGCAUGAGACAGGUGUUAGAUUGAAUUGUAUUCCACCGUGGCACAGCCUCAUUACAGUACAGAUCUAUUUUACAAAUGACAGGGUUUUAAGGACCGAUGUGUUUCAUGAUGAAGAAAGAAUAGUUCUUACCUCCCUCAAAGAAGUCAAAAUGGACUCUUCCAGAUAAAACCUUUUAGUCAAGAGGUUGUAGCCCUGCUGAAUAUCGACACUUGUUUCUUCUGGCCUUGAUACAUCAGUGGAGACUAUGAUGGUCAGGAGCUUGUAACCUUCCCCAGCCCUGCUGAAUAUCGACACUGGUCUUAUAUGGCCUUGAUACAUCGGUGCAGACUGUGAUGGUCAGGAGCUUGUAACCUUCCCCAGCCUUGCUGAAUAUCAGCACUUGUUUGCUCUGGCCUUGAUACAUCAGUGCAGACUAUGAUGGUCAGGAGCUUGUAACCUUCCCCAGCCUUGCUGAAUAUCAGCACUUGUUUGCUCUGGCCUUGAUACAUCAGUGCAGACUAUGAUGGUCAGGAGCUUGUAACCUUUCCUAGCCUUGCUGAAUAUCAGCACUUGUUUGCUCUGGCCUUGAUACAUCAGUGCAGACUGUGAUGGUCAGGAGCUUGUAACCUUCCCCAGCCCUGCUGAAUAUCAGCGCUUGUUUGCUCUGGCCUUGAUGGAUCAGUGCAGACUAUGAUGGUCAGGAGCUUGUAACCUUCCCCAGCCCUGCUGAAUAUCAGCGCUUGUUUGCUCUGGCCUUGAUACAUGAGGGCACACUGUGAAGAUCAAAAGCUUGUGACCUUCCCCAGCCUUGCUGAAUAUCAGCACUUGUUUGCUCUGGCCUUGAUACAUCAGGGCACACUGUGAAGAUCAGAAGCUUGCAACCUUCCCCAGCCUUGAUGAAUAUCAGCACUUGUAAUCUCUGGCUUUGAUACAUCAGUGCAGACUAUGAUGGGCAGGAGGUUGACCUUCCCCAGCCUUGCUGAAUAUCAGUGCUUGUUUCAUCUGACCUUGACACAUCAGUGUAGACUGUGAUGGUCAGGAGCUUGUAACCUUCUCCGGCCCUGCUGAAUAUCAGUGCUUGUUUGCUCUGGCCUUGAUACAUCAGUGCAGACUAUGAUGGUCAGGAGGUUUUAACCUUCCCCCAGCCUUGCUGAAUAUCAGUGCUUGUUUCAUCUGACCUUGACACAUCAGUGCAGACUAUGAUGGUCUGGAGCUUGUAACCUUCCCCAGCCCUGCUGAAUAUCAGUGCUUGUUUCAUCUGACCUUGACACAUCAGUGCGGACUGUGAUGGUCCAAGGGCUUCAGAGUCUUCAUACUUCAUUCACACAAUCAGUAAUGAGGAGGUUUCUCUUAUCAGGUUUUCAAUGCAUCUAUAUUUUCUUUUCGUUAACGUAGUGGACAUUAAUUCAAGACAUAUAUAUGAUCUCAUGUAGUUUUAAGGUAAGUGUGUUUGAUGUUGAUGAUGUGGCCAUGGCAGAAACUUGAAAUCUCAUCUGAUAAUUUAAUGAGCCCACAGGUUGACAUUAACUGUGUUAGUUGUCCCUAAUGUAACACUGUGGGGAAACUGCUAAUGACAGUCAAAAAUUACAAUGGUGCUAUACAUGUUAUUCAGUUAACUUCAUCAGUAGAUUAAGUAUGUAAAGUAAACUUAAAAGAAGGUAUAAUCAGCUACAGACUGAACAUGUACUGAUGAUUGCUUACUGUGGAGCUACCAGUGCACACCAAAAAAAAGGGACCAUAGUUUUUGCACAGCUCAGUCACGUUGCAAACAUAAACACUGACACAUUUAUCAUUUGUAGCACGGUUGGGUUUAAAGUGAGCGUAAAAGUGAUUAUUUAAGGUCAAGAUUUGCUUGUCAGUAUGUUAUUGUUGUUGAAUUAAUGACAACUUUUUUAGGGACACAUGCACCACAAUGUUCUUCUGUCAGUAAAGUACUCCAGUCAAAUGUCAUACUACAGAAAUGUUGGGUAAAGAAGUGACUUUCUAACAUUACUGCCAUAAGUGUAGUACCGGUAGUUGUUAUGUAUGUGAAGCCCUAAAUCUAGAAGAGCUUAGAUUAAAUUAGAGAUAUUAAUCGGUACAUGAAGAAUCCAGGUUUUCUGCAAGAAUCAAUUCAUAAACCUGACUGCUGUCAUGUAAGGCCAUUAUUGAAAAAAUGUUUAUUGGGUGUAAACCACCCUGGUCUAUAUCACAAAAUAAGUGGGUUGGUAGGGAUAUUCUGUUUUUUUUUUUUUUUGUU